Glycine soja is the source of this 1649-nucleotide messenger RNA. RefSeq names its product CD2 antigen cytoplasmic tail-binding protein 2 homolog. NCBI's taxonomy places the organism in Eukaryota, Viridiplantae, Streptophyta, Magnoliopsida, Fabales, Fabaceae. The transcript is spliced from 10 exons. Gene Ontology annotation, cellular component: U5 snRNP. Bases 72 to 1289 code for a protein of 405 amino acids. The record is from RefSeq and is a predicted model, not a curated record.
AAAGCCAAGAAGAGGUUGAAAGAGAAUUCCCUCGAAAAAGAAAAAAAGAGAAGGGGGAAAUCUCUUCUUCAAUGGCGGCAGAGUCAUCUCGCAGUAGCGCUAAACGCCCCUUUAUGGAAGAAGACGACAAUGAAUUCUCCAAAAAGCCACCAGAAAAAAGGGUUAGGUUUCCAAAGGGAAAGAAAGUGAAGCCAGGAGAUGAAGUGGUGGUGGACAAAGCAAAUGUUGAGGAGGGUGAAGUUGACUUGGUGAAUGCUAAAACUGCCACCAAUGCUGCAAAAGAGCGGGAAAAACUCAGAAGGUUUCUAAAGGGAAAGAAAGUGAAGCCAGGAGAUGAAGUGGUGGUGGACAAAGCAAAUGUUGAGGAGGGUGAAGAAGUUGACUUGAUGAAUCCUAAAAUUGCUGCUGCCAAAGAACGGGCAAAACUCAGAAAUCAAAUUACUUCUGAACUCCUUAGUGAGGGCGCUGGAGGUAUCACAAACGAUUUAUCGGCUGCUGAAGUGACAUAUGAGGAUAACGAGAAUUUUGUUGAUGAUGGGAUUCAAAUUGAGCCUUUCAACCUAGAGAAAGAAAGGGAAGAAGGUUAUUUUGAUGCUGCAGGAAAUUUUGUUGAAUAUGUAAGAGAGAAUGAGAUUAAGGAUGCAUGGCUUGAUAAUGUUGAAGUUGAUCCAAAAUAUGCUGCAUUAAGCUCUGUAGCAACAAAUGAUGAAGAUGAGGGCCCCCCAGACCUUUCUUCUAAAGAUAUUGGAAUCAUGAAGAGGCGCAUUGCAAAUGUUCUUGAACCUGGGGAAACGGUCUUGCAAGCCUUAAGAAGGUUAAAAGGUAACAGUGAUAGAAAGGCAAAAAUGUCUGCUGAGACUAAGAUUGUAUUUGACCAGCUAACUGAGGAUGCUAUGAAGCUGAUGGAGAAUGGUGAAUACAAUGUUUAUCAUGAAAAGCAAGAGGUUUUUGAUCGUGAAGCAGAAGGAUAUGAGAAGUUAGCCCAGGCAAAUUAUGAUAUGUUUGCUGAUGAUGACGAGCAUGAUACCAGUAAGCCAUCUACAGAUGAAAAUAAUGCAGUCAGUCAAUCUUCUUCAGUUGCCAUAAAUUCUGGUCCUGAGGGUGGAGCAUCACAAAACGAUUAUGUGUAUGAUGAAUCUUCUGGGUACUAUUACAGCAGCACUUUGGGCUAUUAUUAUGAUCCAAAUACAGGGCUUUAUUGCUCAGCAGCAUCAGGGCAAUGGUACUCAUAUAAUGAGGAGACUAGCGCAUAUGAAGAAGUUCACGAGGUUGCAUCCAAUGUGAGUUGAGUGACUAGUUUAAGGGGAGAAUAGGCUAUUUAGCAUAGCCACAAUCACUGUCUCAGUGGCUCAUGUACAGACCGAAGCACUCUUGAUCUUUUUGUACGUUAUGGGGGAUUUUCUUCUUAGGUGCUACUGCUAACAGUUGUGUUUUUAUCUCUUUAAGGUUCCUGUUUUAUAGUUCCUUAAACUUUUCGCCUAAAAAUUACUUAGAAUGAUCCCUUGAAGUUAGGAGCUGUACAAUGUUUACUCUUAUCAAUUUGUGAGUUAUAUGCAGUUUUGCCUUCAAAUUGCAAAUCACUUUAUUCGGAAAAGAUAAUUAUUUUAAGAUGAUGUUUUGUGAUGUUAAUGUAUGUAACAAUUUUUUUA